Trametes versicolor FP-101664 SS1 is the source of this 1485-nucleotide messenger RNA. RefSeq lists its product as uncharacterized. The record is from RefSeq and is a predicted model, not a curated record. The transcript has 4 exons. Bases 1 to 1317 code for a protein of 438 amino acids. NCBI's taxonomy places the organism in Eukaryota, Fungi, Basidiomycota, Agaricomycetes, Polyporales, Polyporaceae.
AUGCCCAGGAGGUGCCGUAACGGCGCUCCUGCCCCGUACCUUCGCACUUCAACACGUGCGAGGAGUCUUGACAAGCCCAAUCCCCCGCAUAGCGCCUUUGGCACCGGUAUCAUCGUAUACGUAGCCAGAGCGCCACUUGUAAGGAGCGUGAAAGGCUCGCGGUCCCGAGGAAAACCCCCACGCUUCAUGGCACUUCCCCCUGAUGCCUGCAGUCUCAUCGUCAAAUAUGUUGCAGACUCCAGACCGACCCUGGUAUCUCUCUGCACCGUGUCCAAGCAGUUCCAAGUUGCGGCCGAACGCGCACUAUACAACACACUACACCUCACAACCUACGACCUCACCAUUUCUGUCUGCCGCCUUCUCGCGUGCACCCCACGUGUGGCUGGUCUUGUCGUCGCCUUAUCCGUGUUCAACCAGGGAGAAGAGAGCGGUGACGAGUCGGGCUCCGAGGACGACGACGCACAGCUCCCGGACGCAGACGCGGAUACGGACGCGUACUGGAGUGGCCUCGCUGGCGCCCUCAGGAACACCUCACGGCUCCGGUUCCUCAGCUUCUACUUCAGCGACGGCGGCCAGACGGAGAAAGCGUGGAUCCUCGACGGAUGCACUUUCCAGCUCCGCACAUUUCAUUGCGACCUCGCGUGGGACACGCACCUACAGAACUUCCUCGCAACCCAGAUCCGGCUUUCUGAUCUCUACCUUGCCGAUUUUCAAUCCCUCGCUAUCGCGCCGCCCAUCUCCACAUCGUCGUUCCUUCCAAAACUCACCGUGCUCGAAUGCACGUUCUCCGAAGCCGCGGCCGCACUGGUCCCCGACCGCCCCGUGUGUCGCGUCAAGACGUGCUUCACGCAUAGCCGGCUCGAGGAGAAGCGGACGGAGCUCCAGAUCAUCGCUGCCUCGCUGCGCCAGUCGAAGAAGCGUCUCCGCGCUCUGGACAUCGCGGACUCGUCGUACACCCCGGAGUUCUCGCUCGAGCUGCUGUCGCACAUCACCCACGAGCCUGCGCUCUGCGCAGAGCUCCGCUAUAUCGGCACACUCGUCUUGCCGGUCGGCGGCCAGCAGCGUUUAGAGUUCUACGGGUUCCUCAUGCGCCUCCCGCAACUGCGCUGCAUCGAGGUGGACGUAUCCGAUUGGGACCCUCCGCCGACGCAUGCUGCUGCGCUCCGCGCUUUGACACACGAGCUACGGCUGUACUGCCCGACGGUGACUUCGGUCAUCUUCGUCUUCGACUUCGAGCGCCACUACGUGCGAAUGGAGGGCCACCUCGCGGUGUAUGACGAGGAUGCCCUGACCGACGGUCUCUGGCGCGAACUCUGACAUUUGAGAUCCGGUAACCUAAUGAGCCACCCGGCACUACCGACACGCUUCCCUUCUGACACCCGGUAGAUUACAACCAUGACGCUAUAUGGCUUGCAUGCUUCUGGUGACGUUCUGUAGCCCUUCCUCAUAAUCUUGCUGUAUCUUUAGCUACCCACGUUACUAUAU